GUCGACGUCACGACUCCUCCUGACACCCAUAUUAUACACGAUAGUCCCGAAAAUAGACGCCAGCUAUUUCUGUGGUUAGUGGCAUUCUCUCACACAAAAUGUGAACGAGAUUCGACUAACCCAAAAAAAAAACCGACGCGAGACGAAAAAUUGCGCGACAUUUUUUUUUGCAAAAAAGUGCCUUUUACACUUUACAGUGCUUUCUUGAGGAAUAGUUAUAGUGAAAUUUGCAUAUAUUGGAAAAUAAUCUUUUGAUUGCUCAGAAUGCCAGCAGGCGACACAGCUAAAGCUUCAAAUCCAUCAGGACGGACAACUUUCAGACCACCAUGGGUGAAAGAUUCCUCAGAGGUGGCCGAUCCCUUAAAUCCAUUCAACCUCAAAAGCGUUCCGAGGAAAAAACAGGAUAGUCCACCAGCAGAGGACGAUGCAAACAAUCCUAUAGCUAAUGUACAGCUAAGAAAAGUUGCUACCAAACCUGACAUUAAAGAAGAUGACGAUAUUACUAUUCCGGAAAAAGAGAGUCCUUUAGACGGAGUACAACUGCGCAAAGUAAAAAAGAAAGAGCCCCAAGAACGCGAAAGUUUCAGAAAAGAAAAAGAAAAUAAUCCAUUAGCUGGUGUUAAACUCAGAAAAACGUCUGUACAAACAAAAGAGCCUCAACAAAAUGGAGAAGAGAAGGAGAGCUUUUUUGUCAAGCCUCAACUUAAACCGAUACCACAAAGGGAAAAAUCACCACCCAAAAAGGAUUACAAAAUCCACGACUUACCAAAUCUCAAAAAAGUCGAAGAACGGAAGCUUUCCGACAGAAAACCAUCGAUGCUCAGGAGAGACAGUACUUUAGAAGAAAUGGACAUGGAAAUUGAUAGGGAAUUGCCUGCCAAAAGAAACUCUGUAGUUCGUGCAGAGUCGAUGAGAAGGCUGUCUCAAACUCCUGCGCCGCCACCGAUGCCUCCACCACCUCCAAGAAUGCCAGGGGAGGCCCCUAAGAAACCACUCAACGACAAACAGGCCAAGAAAUUGGAGCAACUCAAAGCCAGGCCUAAAGUCCGACCAGAUUGGUCACAAACACUAAAAGAAAUCGAAAGUGGCAGAAAGUUGAAACAUGUAGAGUGUAACGACAGAUCUCAGCCAUUGCUUCCAGAGUCUAAAGAUCAAGAGCACUUUUUGUAUAAUAGUGAAACACCCAAUGUACAUAAUGAACUACUUAAACAGAUCGAGACUGGUUUUAAGCUCAAAAGAGUUCAGACUAAUGAUAGGAGCAAACCAAUGUUAGAGGGUUUGAGGAAAUUCCGUAGACAAAUGACAAUAGAAGAGCAGAUCCAAAAAUCCAUGUCGAUGGCCAGUAUGCCACCGGACGAAAUUGCUCCAGAAGAAGUGGACGAGCUGGACGAUAUCGAUAAGGUGAGGGAUGAUCUGCAAAGUACUAAACAAAUGCUGGCGUUGGAAUUGAGGAAUAAGGAAGCUCAAGAAAUGGAAAAUAAAAGACUGUUGGCCAGGUUAGCUAAUAUGGAAGCUGAGCUGGAAAAAGCUAAAGCUGGCGGUGGAAAUGGGAAGAGUGCUAAUGCUGCUGAUGAAAAGGUUAUUCAGUCACUCAAAAAAGAUGUUGAACAAACAAGGAAAAACUCAGAGCAAAUUGAAAAAAAAUAUACUGAAGCAAUGAAGAGUUUAGACACGACUAAACUUCAAUUGGAAGAUUUUAAAAGGAAAAAUAUUGAGCUGGAAAAAAAACUUAUUGAUGCACUUGGAGGCAAAAGAGUAUCUCUAAGUAGUUCUCGCCAAAAUAGUGUAGCAAAUGGUGGCGAAGAUAAUGAUGAAUUAGAUGAUGAAGAGACUGAAGAAGAAAGCGACGGAGAAGAAACACCAGAAAAACGCGAAAAGAAAAAUCAAAAAGAAAUAAAACUAUUAGGCAACAAAUUGAGAAACUUCAAAAACAAGGAGGAAAAUUCGAAAAAAGAACGAAUAGCCCUCAAAGAAAUUAUCAAGAAAAAUCAAGCUGCAAUAAAAGAAGAGAAGAAGCGAUACAACAAAAUAAAGAAAGAAGUUGACAAAAUGGCGGCAUUGCUCAAAGACGUCAGUGAAGAUGAUGAUGACGAUGAAGAAGAAAAAGAGGAGGAAGAAGAAGAGGUUGAAGAGGAAGAAGAAAGCACUGAAGAAGAAUCUGAAAGCGAAAGCGACUCAGAUGACAGUGAUUCAGAAAAGAGCCUGAGCGAACCAGAAGAUGCCCCAUUCGACAAAAAGAAGGCUAAUUUGUCUAGUAGGGGUAAGAGGCAUGAGGCUAGAUUAGGCGCUUUGAAGAAGGGUAAUUUCUUGUUGAAGACAAAUGCAGAAAGGUUGCAAGAUGACCUCAACAAACAAAAAGAAAUGACAGCGAUUCUGCAAGAAGAUUUGGAUUCGGUUUUAUCUGAAUUAGGUUAGACAAAUCAGAGGGGAGCUAGAUUAUUAGGCAAAGCUAUUUGAAUAUUUAUUUAUUUAUAUAAUUUUUUGUGAAUUUGUAUUAUAGCCAAUCGAAAAACAAAAUAAAUAUUGUUUUGUACCAGAAUAUGUGAAAUGCAUUUGCAAUUUGCAAAAUAAUUAUGUCAGAUAUUUGUUUUUGCAGCAACUAUGUGAUUUUGAUUAUUGCAUUAGUUUAUGAUUGUUGCAAGAACAUGACAAAAUUGUACAGAGAAAUAAUAAUGUAGGUAUAAUAAUUGUAUUUUAUGUGAUUUUUCGAAGUUACCCAAAUUAUACAGUAAGUAAUAACAUCAUAAACAAAAGUGUUUUUAGAAUAUUAGAUAUACGUUUUUAUAUAAGUGAUGCUAUAGCUUUUUGUGACCGCUGAACAGUGAAAGCCAAAUAGUAAAGUGUGAUAUAA
Ceutorhynchus assimilis (cabbage seed weevil) is the source of this 2851-nucleotide messenger RNA. Lineage: Eukaryota; Metazoa; Arthropoda; Insecta; Coleoptera; Curculionidae. The record is from the annotation of a GenBank genome assembly.